Molecule: messenger RNA, 3597 nt
Organism: Gorilla gorilla gorilla (western lowland gorilla)
Lineage: Eukaryota; Metazoa; Chordata; Mammalia; Primates; Hominidae
Gene: GLUD2
Product: glutamate dehydrogenase 2
Exons: 1
Coding region: 159-1835 (558 amino acids)
Biological process (GO): L-glutamate catabolic process
Cellular component (GO): mitochondrion
Molecular function (GO): L-glutamate dehydrogenase (NAD+) activity
Source: RefSeq, a predicted model, not a curated record
CCCGUUAGGUGGCGCCCAAGGGGAGGGGACAGCCGGGCAGGCAGGAAGCUGCGGCUUAAAAGGGCAACCCGCGCCGGACCCUUCCUUCCUAGUCGCGGGGAGUCUGAGAAAGCGCACCUGUUCCGCGACCGUCACGCACCCCUCCUCCGCCUGCCGCGAUGUACCGCUACCUGGCCAAAGCGCUGCUGCCGUCCCGGGCCGGGACCGCUGCCCUGGGCUCCGCGGCCAACCACUCGGCCGCGUUGCUGGGCCGGAGCCGCGGACAGCCCGCCGCCGCCUCGCAGCCGGGGCUCGCAUUGGCCGCCCGGCGCCACUACAGCGAGUUGGUGGCCGACCGCGAGGACGACCCCAACUUCUUCAAGAUGGUGGAGGGCUUCUUCGAUCGCGGCGCCAGCAUCGUGGAGGACAAGUUGGUGAAGGACCUGAGGACCCAGGAGAGCGAGGAGCAGAAGCGGAACCGGGUGCGCGGCAUCCUGCGGAUCAUCAAGCCCUGCAACCAUGUGCUGAGUCUCUGCUUCCCCAUCCGGCGCGACGACGGCUCCUGGGAGGUCAUCGAAGGCUACCGGGCCCAGCACAGCCAGCACCGCACGCCCUGCAAGGGAGGUAUCCGUUACAGCACUGAUGUGAGUGUAGAUGAAGUAAAAGCUUUGGCUUCUCUGAUGACAUACAAGUGUGCAGUGGUUGAUGUGCCGUUUGGGGGUGCUAAAGCUGGUGUUAAAAUCAAUCCCAAGAACUAUACCGAAAAUGAAUUGGAAAAGAUCACAAGGAGGUUCACCAUGGAGCUAGCAAAGAAGGGCUUUAUUGGUCCUGGCGUUGAUGUGCCUGCUCCAGACAUGAACACAGGUGAGCGGGAGAUGUCCUGGAUUGCUGAUACCUAUGCCAGCACCAUAGGGCACUAUGAUAUUAAUGCACACGCCUGUGUUACUGGUAAACCCAUCAGCCAAGGGGGAAUCCAUGGACGCAUCUCUGCUACUGGCCGUGGUGUCUUCCAUGGGAUUGAAAACUUCAUCAAUGAAGCUUCUUACAUGAGCAUUUUAGGAAUGACACCAGGGUUUAGAGAUAAAACGUUUGUUGUUCAGGGAUUUGGUAAUGUGGGCCUACACUCUAUGAGAUAUUUACAUCGUUUUGGUGCUAAAUGUAUUGCUGUUGGUGAGUCUGAUGGGAGUAUAUGGAAUCCAGACGGUAUUGACCCAAAGGAACUGGAAGACUUCAGAUUGCAACAUGGGUCCAUUCUGGGCUUCCCCAAGGCAAAGCCCUAUGAAGGAAGCAUCUUGGAGGUCGACUGUGACAUACUGAUCCCAGCUGCCACUGAGAAGCAGUUGACCAAAUCCAACGCACCCAGAGUCAAAGCCAAGAUCAUUGCUGAAGGUGCCAAUGGGCCAACAACUCCAGAAGCUGACAGGAUCUUCCAGGAGAGAAACAUUUUGGUUAUUCCAGAUCUCUACUUGAAUGCUGGAGGAGUGACAGUAUCUUACUUUGAGUGGCUGAAGAAUCUAAAUCAUGUCAGCUAUGGCCGUUUGACCUUCAAAUAUGAAAGGGAUUCUAACUACCACUUGCUCAUGUCUGUUCAAGAGAGUUUAGAAAGAAAAUUUGGAAAGCAUGGUGGAACUAUUCCCAUUGUACCCACGGCAGACUUCCAAGACAGUAUAUCGGGUGCAUCUGAGAAAGACAUUGUGCACUCUGCCUUGGCAUACACAAUGGAGCGUUCUGCCAGGCAAAUUAUGCACACAGCCAUGAAGUAUAACCUGGGAUUGGACCUGAGAACAGCUGCCUAUGUCAAUGCCAUUGAGAAAGUCUUCAAAGUGUACAGUGAAGCUGGUGUGACUUUCACAUAGAUGGAUCGUGGCUGACUUCCUCACUAACCUCUUCACGUGUAACUUCUGCAGACCUAUCGCAAGUUUACAUGUAACCACAGAAAUCCCUUUCUCUCCUGACUCAUUACUAAUGGAUACCAUUCUCAACAAGUCAAUCCAAAUCAGCCCGUUAAGGAGAAAGAAAUUAAUAUACAAGCUGAGUGUGAAAGUAGAAAUCACCUACACUAGAGAGCUAUUUUGGUAUUUUGCCUUUAAAUAAAAAGCCUCCUCCAUCUGGCUGUGCAGCCUUGCUCUGUGGCUUUUCCCAGCACAAUCAGUGCUAGUGCUGGGGAAGGGACAGUCAAGAGCAGUCAGUUGCUUACUUAUUUUGCUCUGGAUGAGUCUGGGACACGCUGUAACUUUAACACAUUUAAGAAGAAGGUGUGUGGCCUUUUCAGAAGGUGGCAUGGUCCUCAAGUGAGUUCUUAGUAUUUUAUAUCAGCAAAAUAACUCAAUUUUGCAGGUGGCAAACAAAUAUAAAAGCUGUUUCUGUUUAUGAAUUUUAUUCUUUUAGAAUAGAAUAAGUACAUGCUGCUGUAAUAAAAUUGCCUUUAAUCACUUAACAAGCCUAAUCUUGACUCAGUGAAUGCCUAUAAAAAUAAUAAAUGAAAAAAACCAGUAUUUUUAUAUCAUAAAAGUUUCAUUUGUAGCUUAUCAUUCAUGUAUUGUUGUCCAGCAAACAUUAAAAGCCCUGUGGAUAAUUACGUUAUCUUCAUACCUGCAAAACGGUGGAGGCUAUUUUUGUUAAAACUGUCAGAAUGUGCUGUUAUAAUUAUGACACAUAGUCCAAAGAAUGCAGUAACCUUUUUAUCAUGUUAACUAAUUGUUCUCUUUUGAAGAUCUAUGGUUGACUAAUUAAACAAUAAUUCAAGUAGAGUGUCCCAGAAAAAAACCACUUGGGCUCCCUGUUUGGAGUCUGGCUGGCUCUGAGCAUUGCCAAUGGCCCCUACUCACAUGACUUUGUAUCCUCUCCUUUUAGAGGCUUUGCAUUCUGCACCCAGCUUCACUAACAGUGGGCUGAAACCAACCUUGGGUUGAGUGUUUCAUUUGGGAGUUAUUUGGCCAGGGCCUUUUGAACAAUAGUGUCCCCAUUGAAGUGCUAGAUAAUAUAUGUGUAAGAAUCAGCUUUUUUUUUUUUAACUAUAAUACCCUUCAGAAAUUUCUAACUACUUUGUAACUGCAUGGCUUAACCUGGUGAUAAAAGCAGUUAUUAAAAGUCUACAUUUUCAAAAAAAAAAAGAAUAGAACAAAUAAUGGGAGCAUUGGGUUGACCUUUGCAAAUUAUCUAGUUUUAUUUACCUAUUUUACACAGGAGAAGACUGAGAGAAGGGAGGAGUAACUUGCUGUAGUUCAGACAGCAACUUAUUUCAAAGCUGGUGCUAAAACCUAGAGUGAACUGGUACUUCUCCAUUUCUGAAGGAAAUGCAGAAGAAACAGAAGCAGAAAGACAACAUUUUGGCCUGGACGUAUUUGACUUAAAGAUGACUCCAUUUUUGAACUUUAUUUCUUGGAAUAGAGUGUCUUCUAAAUUUAAACUGAUCCAACUUUCACAAAAUUGGGCAGUUAGAAGUCACAGAGGGAAUUAGCAGCUGUUGUUAUAAGAAAAAGCAAAGGGAUUGUUGCCAGACUUCAUAAAUCUUGGCAUAUUUGAGAAAAAUGUCCCAAUUUGUUACAUAUGCUCAUUCAUGUGUGUAAACCUUUGGUUAUAGUGCUUUGUCAAUAUAAAUAUGUUUUACAUUAUAAA